Messenger RNA from Podarcis lilfordi (Lilford's wall lizard), 8472 nucleotides. The record is from the annotation of a GenBank genome assembly. Lineage: Eukaryota; Metazoa; Chordata; Lepidosauria; Squamata; Lacertidae.
UUCUGGACAGGCUGUGCAGAGAGAGGCCAGCAGCAGACCCAGGAGAGCAUUAGGCACAAUGCGGACACAAUUCUUCAGCGUCCUUGCCCUGACCCUGGGCUGCCUGUCCCAGGUACAGGCUGAAGUGGCUGUGCAGCCUGACUUCCAGCAGGAUCAGGUAACCGCGCCUCCCCCCCCCUGCCCCCAGCUCAGGGACCAAAGAGCUGAGUUCAGUUGUCUGCAUGGAGCUUGGCUUAAACCUAGCAAGCCCCGUCCCUGGAUCGUCUGCCCGGGACCCUUGCAGAAUCUGAAAUGAAAUGACUUAUUUCAUUUCAUUUAUUGCAUUUCCAUCCUGCUUCCCCUCCAGGAGGUCAAGGUGGCGUGCAUGACCCACACACCUCCUCAUUUAAUCCAAACAACAACCCUGUGAGGGAGGCUAGUCUGAGAGAGGCAGUGGCUGGCGCAAUGCCACACUCUCAGGGAGCUUCACGACUGAGGGUGGGAACUGAAUCCUGGUCUCCCAGGUCCUAGUCUGGUGCUCUAGCCAUUAUGUCACAGUGGCUGUCUUUCAGUUGACCCUGAACAGCUCAGAUCUAAGAUCUUGGAAAGGGACCUCCUUGGGAGAGAGACUUGGCUCAGAGGUCUGCCUGUCAUUCAAUAUCUCCGCUGGCAUGUUCCAGGCAUUGAAAAACGUAUGCUUCAACUCCAAGCCAAGUCAUGUGGAGGACAAGAAGAGAGGAUGACCGACGUGAGAAUGUUCUCAUUGUCUGGCUAUUGCCUGUGCAAAAGGAAUGAGAAGGAAACUCACUCGCUACCUCUUUACACAAUGCCUGUGCCAACGAUCUGCAUGUACAGGAAUUUUGGAAGCUCCCUUAGACCAAGUCAGACCCUUGAUCUAGCAAACCCAGUAUUGUCAACACUGGCUGGCAGCAGCCAGGAUUUCAAGUGGGGGCCUCUCCCAGCCCCACCUGGAGAUGCUGCCAGUGAAACAGCUGCUCUACCCAGGGAGCUAGAGCUUUUCAUAUCUCAGAAGCUGGGAAUAAAUAGGGAAGGUGUUUUGAAAUUCUGGAAAUAAUCUGUUUGUUUGUGCCUCCCCACUCCCCCCCCCCGAAAUGUGUUCAGCAAGGGGCACAACAAAGAGACGAAGAGGGCUAAUUCUGACUUAGCCUUGUUAAUUGUGUGGCUUAUGUGCUCCCAACUCCAAGAGAGAGUUUUCCACCAAAGUUUCUUAACUUACGGUGGUUGGAGCGGAAAUCUGAAGAGGCUUCUUCUUUAGGCAAAGCUACUCCAAAGAGAGGUGUCAGUAUGCCUCUCCUCUCCCUGCAUCUUUAAUGCCCAGGCCAAAGAAGACCCCUAUGUUACUCUGAAGCUUGCACGGUUUUUAGCACAAGUGUGAGGGAGGAAGAGCCAAGGGCAGCGCAGUGGGCUGGCAAGCAAUAAGGAAAGGUUUAUAAAUCAGGGAACUGGGGUCUCCCAUCAGCCCACGAGGCAUUGCGUCCCAACCCACCCCACCCAUUUGGCCAGGCAGCAGAUUCCAGAGCAAAACAUUUGUGCUAAAGCGGUCCCUGUGUUUGUAGUUCACAGGGAAAUGGUACAGCAUCGCCCUGGGCUCCAACGCCCACUGGUUCAAGGACAAGAAGCAGGUGAUGAAGAUGUGUACCACGGUGGUCAUGACCACGGAGGACGGGGACCUGGAUGUCACCUCCACUUACCCCAAGUAAGGAGGCACAGGUGGGCUGCCAAGCCUUGGCCUGGCGUGCCCCCACACCCGACAGAUGGAAUUAAUAUUGUGGGAUGUUGCACAGGCCUCUGGUCACAAUGGCAUCAAAAAUCAGGGAUGAGCAAGAUUAAUGGAGGGGUGGGUCUUUUGUCAGCACAGAAGGCUAGGAGCAGAACCUCCAUGUUCAGAAGAAGAAGGGUUUGGAUUUGAUAUCCCGCUUUAUCACUACCCAAAGGAGUCUCAAAGUGGCUAACAUUCUCCUUUCCCUCCCCACCCCCAACAAACACUCUGUGAGGUGAGUGGGGCUGACAGACUUCAGAGAAGUGUGAGUAGCCCAAGGUCACCCAGCAGCUGCAUGUGGAGGAGUGGGGAAGCGAACCUGGUUCACCAGAUUACAAGUCCACCACUCUUAACCACUACACCACACUGGAGCACGGGAACACUGAUGCCCAGAUAUGAUGGGAGACUGCGGCUGCCUUGCUUGGAAGCGCUCCAUGCUGAACUGAUCCUGGAGUCAGGAUGCUGGGCAAGAUGAGAAGAGCCCGGCUGGAUCAGGCAAAAGAUCCACCCAGCCCAGUUUCCUGCUUCCAAAUAUGGACAGACAGAUGACCUGGGGAAGUCCCCAAGCAGGGCAUGAGGCAAUGACCCUUGCCUGUUGCAUGCUCCCAGCAACUGACCUCUAAGGGUACACUGCUUUUGGACAUGGAGGUUCCAUAGUGCUUUCAACACUGAUCACUGUUGGCAGCAAUGGACCCUUCUUUUUGCGUCCAUAGAACCCUUUAAAAAGAAAAACCAUCCAACCCCAUGGCCACAAACCUUGUGACUGGGAGUUCCACAGGUUAAUGAUGCACCGCUUGAAGCUGCUAUUAUUGUUUUAGACAGCCCAUAGAGAUUCUGCAAUAGACAGAUGUUGGGCAGAUGUGGACAGAAGCAAGCUGGCAUCUCCCAGGGGGCUGAUUUGCAGUUGAUCCGUGGAGAGUUCUCACUCCCAAUAUUUCAACAAUAGCAGGGAAAUAAAAUAAAUCCUCUGCCACAACUGGCCUUGCACUGGCCUCUCAUCUAUCCGCCUCUGUGUUCCCCACCUGUAAAAUGAGGAUAUUCAUGGGUUGCCUUUCACCAGGGCUGUAUGCAGCUCUGUGGGUCUGUGUUCGAAUCCUUCAUCUAUAGGAACCCAGCUGUAAAUUUACAGUAAAGGUAAAGGGACCCCUGACAGUUAGGUCCAGUUACGGACAACUCUGGGGUUGCGGUGCUCAUCUCGCUUUACUGGCCGAGGGAGCUGGCGUACUGGCUGAGGGAGCUGGUCAUGUGGCCAGCAUGACUAAGCCGCUUCUGGCGAACCAGAGCAGUGCAUGGAAAUGUUUUUUACCUCCCUGCUGGAGCGGUACCUAUUUACCUACUUGCACUUUGACAUGCUUUCAAAUUGCUAGGUUGGCAGGAGCAACAGGAGCUCACCCUGUCGUGGGGAUUCGAACCACCGUCCUUCUGAUCGGCAAGCCCUAGGCUCUGUGGUUUAACCCACAGUGCCACCUGCAUCCCUAGAUUUACAGUAUGUACUUGUUUAUAAAUGUGACCCAAGAGCAUUGCAUAAGCGAGACUCUGCCAACCUGGUGCCCUCCAGAGGAUUUGAGCUGAACAUUUGGAAGAAUUUUCUGAUAGUAAGAGCUGUUUGACAGUGGAACGGUCUCCCUUGGGAGGAGAUGGACUCUCCUUCCUUGGAGGUUUUUAAGCAGAGGUUGGAUGGCCAUCUGUCAGGGAUGCUGUAGCUGAGAUUCCUCAAACUCAAAACCCUGAAGGUUGUUCCCGUAAGCCAGGAGGCUUCCUGAGUUGGCUGCCUGUGCUUCUCCUUCUUUCAUCACUGUCCUGCUCUCUCUCUGCUCUAGGCUCAACGAGUGUGAGACGAGGAAAAGCCUUUUUGUCCGGACUGAGCAGCCUGGCCGAUUCCUAUACACCAGCCCACGUAAGUGAGAGCCACGUCAUCUCCCGUCUGGCUGGGCAGUAGCCAGGCAACCCUCAGUCUGGAAUGGGUUGGGAAAGAGAUUGGCACCUUUCUGACUUAAUUCCUCCUGGUUGUUUCCAAGCAGGGCAAGGAAGAGCCAUCCCUUGCCAGACGGAGAGGGAAACUGGUUCUAGCAGCUGGGGGUUGGGGUGGGUGCCAAACCAAACCAACCUGCCAGUGGCUAGCACCAUUUAUAUCAUAGAAUUGUAGAGUUGGAAGGGACCCCGAGGUUCAUCUUGUCCAAUCCCCUGUAAUCCAGGAAUCAUUUGCGUGGUGUGCAAAGCCAGUGUCUGGCAGUGAUGGGGUGUGGGUGUGUGACUGUGUCUCCUUGCUGGCUCCAUUUCAAUUCUUCUCUUGCCUCCUUCGAUGCCAGGCUCUGGAAACCGCCAUGACGUCCGUGUGGUGGAGACCAACUACGAUGAGUACGCCUUGCUGUAUGCCAAGGAGCAAAACACGAAGAAGUUGACAAUGGUAACACUGUAUGGUACGUCUGUUCCUCCCACUGUUCUGCCACCAGGGGGCAGCCUUCCUCCCUUCUGCUCCACCACCCCCGCCCUUCUGGCUUGUGCUGUUCCCCUUGGGGACAGAGGACUGGGGAGCCUGGGUUUUAUUGCACCAGAUAGAUUGGGUGGCAGGAGAGCUGGAGAGUUGGAAGGGACUGUGAGGAUCAUCUAGUGCAACCCCUGCAGGGCAGGAAUCCUUUUGCCCAACAUGGGACUCGAACCCACACCCUGAGAUGAAGAAUCUCGUGCUCUACCAACUCUCCUUGCUCAACAGCGCUUUGUGUUUCUGGUGGCAGGUAGAAGCAAGGAGCUGAGUCCCGAACUGCGGGAGAAGUUCACCCAGCUGGCCUUGGCAGAGGGACUUGGUAAUGAGGACAUCCUCUUUUUGCCCAGCACUGGUAAGUGGGAGAACUGGGAGCGGGAGCCGGACAGGCCUCAGGUUUCUUCCUCUAGGGAUUGCCAUGUGGGGUUUAUCAUGGGUUCACCUGCCUCCUGCUUGCUUGGACAGAGGGCAGCAAUUCAUAAACAGUUUUCAGGCCCCUUCCCCUUGGUACCAUAAAAACCCAUCCCAGUGCCCCCAUCCUAUCCUAAGAAAAGGCAUUAUUUGGAAUAGUGCUUUGUACAACACACUAUUUUUCAUUUUCAUUUAUCUAUUAGAUUUAUAUACCGGCAUUCAGCACAAGACCUCUGGGUGGUUCACAAGAUAAAAAUACAAAGUAAAAGCACAAGUAAAUAAUUAAAACGCAAACAACGGAACAACAACCCCCCCCCCCAACACAUUUAAACGUAAAUAGAGCGUUAAUCAGCCCAAGGCCUUGUUGAAAAGGAACUUUUUCACUUGGCACCUAAAGGUGUAUAAUGAAGGCUCCAGGUGAGCCUCCCUGGGGAGAAUAUUCCACAAAUGGGGAGCCACUGCAGAAAAGGCCCCGUUCUCAUGUUGCCACCUCUCGUGGAGGAGGUACACUAAGCAAGAUAGUAGGGCCAUGACAUUUAGAGCAGUAGCCAUUGAUUGUGCAUUGAUUCAAAAUCCACUUAAGACUAUUUAGUUUAAUUAAUGCAAUUGAAAUGAUGUUUGAUCCAGCGAUAGCACUGUUUCAAAGCCUAAAGGUCAUUUACACCUCCAGCACCCCCUGGUGAACCCGAGAAUCUUAGCACCCCACCUUAGGUAAUCACUCACCAGAAGUUUGCACUGCCCACUUGAGCAGCCACUAGGCUAGGACGUAGGUAAAGUCUAGUCCAUUGCAGCACUUAGUUUUGCCUCACCAAUGGCACACGGUCCCAAAGAUGUUUUCUUGAGGGCAGUGUGGUUCCCCAUCCUUGGUUUAAAGGGGUCCUGUCAGAUGGCAAUGGUGAUUGCUCAUGAGUAACCAGUCAGGACUCCAACCGGUCUUUUACAGGUUUUAUUUUGGUGCAAAACUAUUUACAGUGCAGAACCACAAAUUCAUGUCUGCCUCAACUGCUAGCAGAAUCUGGGAGUGGUCGUUUCCAGGUCCUCCCCCAACAUAAUAGCUUAGUCACCCCCAGCCUUUUCCUUCCUUCUUUGCGUUUUACACCACUGCGCAGGGUGGAAGACGGAAGAGGCGUGCUUCCCUCCUGGCCAGCUUGGCAAGGAGUGGUGCUGAGGCUCCCAGCAGCAUCCUCUGGUCCCUUCCCCGCUUCCCCACUGGAGGUGGGGCUUUCCCCACCACAGGAAGAGGAACUGCUUCACAAGAUUUUCGGAGGUUCCCUGUAACCCAGCUGCCCCUCUGCUUCCCUUACCUGUUCCAAUGGCAGUCCCCUGACAGGUCUAGUUCCUGCCUGGUCUGUCUGUAUUUCGAAUUCUGAAACCCAAAAUAUUCCUUCACUCUUAAGCUCUGGCUGCCAAAACAUAGAAUCUCAGCAGUUUGCUUUGUUUUCUUUCCCUUCCCAUUGAUUUAAUACAUUGAUCACAUGCCUUUUUAAGAAUAAGAUCUCCAUGACGUGUACAAAUAUGGAACUCAGAAAAAUCUCCCCCAGAAUACGAAGCGCCAUUUGAACACAGCUUUUUAGAAACAUCAGAAAUGUGCAGCAGUCUUAGAGCUGGCACAAAAUCAACGAAUGAUGGGGCUCCAUGCCAACCUAUGCUGCAACAAAUCAAAGUGCACAACCAAUUUUUUUGGAAAGCCCCAAUUUAAAUUGGACUCUUGAAAAUGACAAAGAGGAGAUGAAUCAGAUAAGAACAUCUGGAAAUACCAGUCAGGUGGAGCUUGCCUGGUUUCACGGGGAAUUGAGUUCCACAGAUCCAUGUGGGGACACACCACCUGCAUCCUCACCAGGACUGGUUCCCAAAGCAGCUCACAGUUAAAACCCAUCACCAUUGUCAUGCUAUAGCCCAUGUAUAUCAUAAAAAGCAUAUUAUAUCCUUUCUUUUCAGCUGAUGUAUGGUCAGGAUCCACAGCACACUGACAAUUGAUCUGCCUGCUGGUCCUGUUUCUAGAUUUUUAGCAGGGGGUAUAUGAAGAAAGAGGAGGAGAAAAACUGAGUAGAGAGGAGAAACAGGCAUAAACAAGUUUCCUGCUGAAAUUAAAAAUUAAGGAUAUCUGGCCUUAUGUGUCAUGCAUCCCAUAUUCCCAGUGUGAGCAACAGAGGGGAGUUUGCAUCUAGACAUAGAUUAAUGGUUAAUAAGCCACGUUUGGUCUCUUGCAGCCGGACACUCUGAAUUGCAUUGUGGGGUGGGGGUUAGUGAGUAGGGAAUGCAAGAGUGUGAUGGGCUUGCCUAGUGGUACGUGUGUGGCCAAGGUUGGACUAGAAGACCUCUGGGUGCCCUUGUUCCAGAGCUGUGAUUUGGUGGCCACACAGGACCGUGCCCUGGGUAGCAAAGCAACCCUUUGCUCACCAGCAUGCAGCAAACACACCCCUGCCACCUUCAAAUGCCUUUAGACCACUCCCUGAUCCCUCUCCUUGCCUUCUCUCCGGACAGAUCUUUGCAUGACGGACAAUGUGUAGGUGAGUUGCCUUUUACUCUGUGGCUCGUGGGAGAGGCAAGCGGUGGGCGGUGUUACAUUUCUAGAAAUCAAAAGGUUGGGGCUCAUAUGUGUCUGUCCCGAGGCCUUUCCUCAUAAACCCUGACAGCGCAUGUGUGUCAAUUGCUGGGGAAGGAGUGCACAGGGCUCUGCAAAGCAUGGUUUGUCAGACAUAAUAUGUGUGAGCCAGGCCACUGUCUUGAGCAACAAGUGCCGAGGGCUGCUUGCUUAAUAACAUAAGAAGAGCCUGAUGGAUCAGACCAAUGGCCCAUCUAGUCCAGCAUGCUGUUCUCACAGUGGCCGGUCAGAUGCAUAUUGUAGGAAACCUGCAAGUAGCAUUUGAGCACAAGAGCCCUCUCCCCUUCUGGGUUUCCAGCCACUGGUAUUCAGAAGCAUCGCUGCCUCUGACCGCAGAGGCGGAUUAUAGCCAUGUCUGGUAGUCAGCGAUAGUUCUCUCCUCCAUGAGUUUGUCCAAUCCUCUUCUAAAUCUCUCAACAUUGGUGGCCAUCAUUGCCUCCAUAGUUUAACUCUGUGCUUGCUUAGAUGACAAAGAAAGAAAGAAAGAGAGGGAGAGAGAGGGGGGGGGCAUGGAAGAGAUUUCAAAGGAGCAAGAGAGGCCUUCAUUGUUUGGGAGCAUCUGUGGGGCUGCAGGUUGGCUUCGGGAAGGCCCACAGAAGGUUGGCCUGAUGAUCAGCCAUGGCAAUUCUUCAGGACGCAAUGACUGCCCUGCUGCUGAUUCAGGCCAAGGGCCCAGUCUCCUGUUUUCUCAUGAGCUGGGCAUCGAUGUGAUAGUUGCGCUCAGCUGCUCAUCCUCAGCAGGGGCUGCUCAGAAGGAGACUGUUUCUGUACAUGGAUGCUCUCUUGAUAGACCUCUGAAUCUGUCUUUUAAAGCUAAUAGAGCCACAUCUGGUGGCAGGGAGUUCUGCGGUCAUGGUGUGUCAACAAAUACAGUUGUGUGUAGUUUGCACCCAGCAGAGGGCUGAGCUUGCUAGGACAUCACCAAGGGGAAUUGAGACUUCUGAAUAUGUUAGUUGGUGGUUGGGAUUAUAUCCAGAAUGCAGAAAUAUGUGGCACACACUCACACACACCCUUUCCUUUUCAAGCUCCUAGGUUGAAAAUCCAGGUUUUGCUUCGAGCAAGGAAGCCCCAUUUUCUGACCUGUCUGCCAAUCCUUGACUUCUCCAGCGCUGACGUAGCACCUCUUCCCUGUUCAGCCAUGAGCAUCUUUCACCUCUAACCCACCCCUGUAAAAGCUGAUCCUUGAUUAAAAAUAAAAAAUGUCACACAAAAUGG